Messenger RNA from Clunio marinus, 798 nucleotides. Lineage: Eukaryota; Metazoa; Arthropoda; Insecta; Diptera; Chironomidae. The record is from the annotation of a GenBank genome assembly.
AUGUGUGAUGAAAAUAGUUCAAUCCAUAUUAAUUCACUCGACUCUCUUAAAUCAUUUAUUGAGAAAUUAGGAUGUGCCGACUCAAAACAACUGACAGAAGAACAAAGAGAAGAAAUUUUUAUUAAUGCUAAUCAAAAGGAAUUUUCAACUGAAUCUGUUGGAUGGAUGGUUGACAUAAUAUCGCCAAAUGAUAUCAGCACAAGCAUGUUUAGAAGAUCGAAAAGAAGUUUAAAUGAAGUGUCAAUGGAAUCGGCAAUUGAUUUGAUUAAAAAAGCUCUUGAACUUGAAGUGAAUGUCGCUGAAAUUUAUGUAGACACAGUCGGCCCACCAGAUAAAUAUCAAGAGAAACUUAAAGCUAUUUUCCCCAAAAUCAAAAUCACUGUGGCCAAAAAAGCUGAUUCGACUUAUCCAAUCGUUUCCCUUGCUUCAAUUUGUGCCAAAGUCUCACGAGAUCAUGCAUUGAAAGUUUGGAAAUUUCGUGAAGGAAUUGAAGUGCCUGAAGAUGGUUUUGGUUCAGGAUAUCCUGGUGAUCCAGUAACAAAGAGAUUUCUUCAAGAAUAUGAACCCGUCUUUGGUUUUCCACGAAUUGUCAGAUUCAGUUGGAGUACAGCAGUGAAUGCUUUGGAAGGAUCAGCUUUUGCUGUUGAGUUUGAAGAAGAAGAUCAACCGGGAAAAGAAAAAGUUGUGCUAGGCUCCAAAAAGAUGACUUCUUUCUUCAAAGCAGAAGUUCCAGUGAAGAAGUUCAAACGUCAUCAGUUUUGGAAGGAUCGGUGCAUUGAAGAUGUCACAGAUUUUUAA